AUGGAUACCCUACUCUCCCAACUCGAUGCGCUCGUCCUCAAACCCGAACUCGCGCCGCUGCUGUCAUUAGUGAAGGGUGCACGCAAUGGAAUCGUCUACGGAUCGAAAGUCCGCUUUCCACAUGCGCUGGUAUUACGCGAAAAGACAAAACUCGUUUUGAAAGCGACCCGCCAACAUGCGCGGAACCUCUCCGUAUUCGCCAUUAUCUACAAGGCCUCUAUGAUCCUUCUCCGGAAUAUACCAGGUGGUGCCGGGAAAGAGGGCCGAUAUGAUACCUUCUUUGCAGGCCUGCUGGGCGGGUAUGCAGUUUUCGGACGACAGCCGGGCAGUAUUAGCCAGCAGAUCGUUAUUUAUGUUUUCGCGCGUGUGAUGCUUGCUCUCGCCAAGCUCGCCGUCCAACCCAACAUGCACCCCCUCUCCUCCCUCAUCACAUCCGAUGCACGCACUCGGAUCACGAAUAAUGCCUACCCUGUUUUCGCCAGUGUGACCUGGGCGAUGGUCAUGUACAUUUUCCGGUGGCACCCGGAGACGCUGGCGUCGAGUCUGCGGAGUAGCAUGGUGUAUAUUUAUGGCGACUCAGAUAAUUGGGAUUCCCUCCGCACCCUGCUUUUACACAACAAAUAA
This is a messenger RNA of Penicillium concentricum, 624 nucleotides long. Its product is annotated as Tim17/Tim22/Tim23/Pmp24 family protein. The record is from RefSeq and is a predicted model, not a curated record. The coding region runs from base 1 to 624 and encodes 207 amino acids. The transcript is spliced from 5 exons. Lineage: Eukaryota; Fungi; Ascomycota; Eurotiomycetes; Eurotiales; Aspergillaceae. Gene Ontology annotation, cellular component: peroxisomal membrane.